Molecule: messenger RNA, 325 nt
Organism: Paramecium sonneborni
Lineage: Eukaryota; Ciliophora; Oligohymenophorea; Peniculida; Parameciidae
Source: the annotation of a GenBank genome assembly
AUGUAUUAUUAACCAGCUUAAAAGUUAUUACUAAGCAAUAAAUUCUCAUCAUAACCAAUAAUAGUAAAUUGCUCAAAUAUUAUUUUAGAUAUAAUAGUAAAUAUAAAGAAAAUUGAACUCAAAUCCAUUUGACACUCCAAGGUAUUAAGGAGAAAAUUAGCCUGUAAAGACAUAGAGAUCAAAAUUUGUGAAUGUUGAUGAGCAUUUUGCAAAUUUAUUUUAUAAUUUGAAAGAAGAAAAUCAAUAAUUAAGAGAAUAGUUGAAUCAAUUAGAAUUAAAAGUUUUAGCAGCAAAAAAAAAACUAGAAUUGUUAAAAUAAUAAUGA